UUCUCGAGUCGUCCAGAUUGUGUGGUUGUUUCACCUAGCGUUGGAUUCAAUACCCCUCGGUCACUGGCGGGAUUCGAGUCUCAUCCUAUGGUGGGAGAGGCCUGGGACGCUUUGAGAAGGUCUAUGGUGUACUUCCGUGGACAGCCUGUUGGGACAAUCGCUGCGGUGGAUAACUCUGAGGAAAAGCUCAACUAUGAUCAGGUGUUUGUGAGAGACUUUGUACCAAGUGCUUUAGCGUUCUUGAUGAACGGAGAGCCGGAUAUAGUGAAGAACUUCCUUUUGAAGACUCUUCGUCUACAGUCAUGGGAGAAAAAGAUUGAUAGGUUCCAGCUUGGCGAAGGAGUUAUGCCUGCUAGCUUCAAAGUCUUUCAUGAUCCUGUUAGAAACCAUGAGACGUUGAUAGCUGAUUUUGGCGAGAGCGCGAUUGGGAGAGUGGCGCCGGUUGAUUCUGGAUUCUGGUGGAUUAUUCUGCUCAGAGCAUACACCAAAUCUACUGGAGACUCUUCUCUUGCUGACAUGCCUGAAUGCCAGAAGGGUAUACGGUUGAUAUUAAGCCUGUGUCUCUCUGAGGGGUUUGAUACCUUUCCCACUCUCUUGUGCGCUGAUGGUUGCUGUAUGAUUGAUCGUAGGAUGGGAGUUUAUGGUUACCCGAUAGAGAUUCAAGCCCUUUUCUUCAUGGCCUUAAGGUGUGCUCUCCUCCUACUCAAACAUGAAGGAGAAGGUAAAGAGAUGGUGGAACAGAUAGUGAAGCGACUUCAUGCAUUGAGCUACCACAUGAGGAGCUACUUUUGGCUUGACUUGAAGCAGCUUAAUGACAUUUACCGAUACAAGACAGAGGAGUACUCUCACACUGCUGUCAACAAGUUCAACGUGAUCCCGGACUCUCUUCCAGAAUGGGUUUUCGACUUCAUGCCGCCUCAGGGAGGGUUCUUCAUCGGCAAUGUUAGCCCAGCAAGAAUGGAUUUCCGUUGGUUUGCUCUUGGCAAUUGUAUAGCGAUACUGUCUUCCUUGGCUACUCCUGAGCAGUCGACCGCAAUUAUGGAUCUCAUUGAAGCUCGCUGGGAAGAACUGGUCGGAGAAAUGCCGCUCAAAGUUUGCUACCCUGCAAUAGAAAGCCAUGAAUGGAAGAUAGUGACUGGCUGUGACCCCAAAAACACUCGAUGGAGCUACCACAAUGGAGGGUCCUGGCCAGUGUUGCUUUGGCUACUGACGGCUGCUGUGUAUCAAACGGGUCGACCUCAAAUAGCAAGACGAGCGAUUGAAGUGGCGGAAGCUAGGCUUCAUAAAGACAACUGGCCUGAAUACUAUGAUGGAACGGUAGGGAGAUACGUGGGGAAACAAGCGCGUAAAUGCCAGACUUGGUCAAUCGCUGGAUACUUAGUGGCCAAGAUGAUGCUUGAAGAUCCGUCACAUGUCGGUAUGGUUGCUCUCGAGGAAGAUAAACAAAUGAAACCUGUUAUGAGAAGAUCCAACUCCUGGACUUGUUGAAAAGUUUGAUCAUCUUUGGUCAAAGGUAACGUAGGGAAAAGAUGAGCUAAUUCUGAUAAUCGAAUCUUUCUUUGUUUUUCAAAUUCCACAUUUUACGUUGUUUUGCUUUGUGAAAUAUUUUUAGACUAUGAGA
Molecule: messenger RNA, 1621 nt
Organism: Raphanus sativus (radish)
Lineage: Eukaryota; Viridiplantae; Streptophyta; Magnoliopsida; Brassicales; Brassicaceae
Product: probable alkaline/neutral invertase B
Biological process (GO): sucrose catabolic process
Molecular function (GO): endo-alpha-N-acetylgalactosaminidase activity; sucrose alpha-glucosidase activity
Source: RefSeq, a predicted model, not a curated record